AGCAGCAGCAGCAGCAGCAGCAGCAGCAGCAGCAGCAGCAGUAGCAGCAGCAGCAGCAGCAGCAGCAGAAGCUGCCGCGCCACUGAGUAGCGGCAAGGACUCCGAGUCAAGAGUCGGAUUCUAGGAUUGGAUCUGAGUGAGCCGGCCUGAGAGAGGAGAAGAUCCCUCCCAGCGCCCUCGGGCCACCCAUUGCCAGUAAUCUUCGUGCCAGACCUCUUGAGAGGAGACGGGACAGCCAACCCUAGCCUCCCCAGCCUGAGGAUGGCGUCCUCUCUGCUUGAGGAAGAAGCUCACUAUGGCUCCAGUCCCCUGGCCAUGCUGACAGCAGCCUGCAGCAAGUUUGGUGGCUCCAGCCCUCUGCGAGACUCAACAGCCCUGGGAAAAGGAGGCACAAAGAAGCCAUACACUGACCUUUCAGCCCCCAAAACCAUGGGGGACGCCUACCCAGCUCCCUUCUCAAGCACCAAUGGACUCCUCUCCCCUGCAGGCAGUCCCCCGGCCCCGGCCUCUGGCUAUGCCAAUGACUACCCACCCUUUCCCCACUCAUUUCCUGGGCCCACUGGUGCCCAAGACCCGGGGCUGCUGGUGCCGAAGGGGCACAGCUCUUCUGACUGCCUGCCUAGUGUCUACACGUCCUUGGAUAUGUCCCAUCCCUACGGCUCCUGGUACAAGGCGGGCAUCCAUGCAGGCAUCUCACCAGGUCCUGGCAACACUCCUACCCCUUGGUGGGACAUGCACCCUGGGGGCAAUUGGUUAGGUGGUGGGCAGGGCCAGGGUGAUGGGCUGCAAGGGACACUGUCCACAGGCCCUGCCCAGCCUCCACUGAACCCCCAGCUGCCUACUUACCCGUCUGACUUUGCCCCCCUUAACCCAGCUCCCUAUCCAGCACCCCACCUCUUGCAACCAGGUCCCCAGCAUGUCCUACCCCAAGAUGUCUAUAAGCCCAAGGCAGUUGGCAAUAGUGGGCAACUGGAGGGGAGUGGUGCAGGCAAACCUCCCCGGGGUGCAGGCACAGGGGGCAGUGGUGGAUAUGCAGGCAGUGGGGCAGGGCGUUCUACCUGCGACUGCCCCAACUGUCAGGAGCUAGAGCGGCUGGGGGCAGCAGCGGCUGGGCUGAGGAAGAAGCCCAUUCACAGCUGCCACAUCCCCGGCUGCGGCAAGGUGUACGGCAAGGCUUCGCAUCUGAAAGCCCACUUGCGCUGGCACACUGGCGAGAGGCCUUUCGUCUGCAACUGGCUUUUCUGUGGCAAGAGGUUCACCCGCUCUGACGAGCUGGAGCGCCACGUGCGCACUCACACCCGGGAGAAGAAGUUCACCUGUCUGCUCUGCUCCAAGCGCUUUACCCGAAGCGACCACUUGAGCAAACAUCAGCGCACCCACGGGGAGCCAGGUCCCGGGCCGCCCCCAAGUGGCCCUAAGGAGCUGGGGGAGGGUCGCAGCGUCGGGGAAGAAGAAGCCAAUCAGCCGCCCCGAUCUUCCACCUCGCCUGCACCCCCAGAAAAAGCCCCUGGAGGCAGCCCAGAGCAGAGCAACCUGCUAGAGAUCUGAGCUGGGCAGAGGAAGAUCUCCAGCUCCAGGGUCCUCUUGUCCCUCGCUCUCUCCUAUGCAUGCCAUGCCAUACUCUGGGGGAUCUCUCUCUGAUCCCUUAGGCUUUCUCUUUGCAUGUCUCCUCACUCUUCUGUCUUAGCCAAAUUCCUCUCAGGCCUUUGCCCGUGCCUAGUUCCCAUGCUCUGACCUCCUGAACUCUUUCUUCGCUGCCCCUGUUCUUCACAGCUUCCAUCUGGCCGCACAUCAUUUUCUCAUUAAUUCUUUGCCAUUCAAUCUUUCUGCUUCCCAACCCUAUUUGCCACUUUCCCGGAAGCUUCCAGGCUGUCGCCCCGAUUCCCCCCCCCCCGCUUUCCAUUCUCUUGAGCUUUUUUAAAACAAACACGAUGAUGAUGAUGAUGAUGAUGAUGAUGAUGAUGAUAAUUUAUUGCCCCCUUGGUGGUUCUUCAUUAGGAACCAGAGUUAAGGAGAUUGGUGUUAGUAACCUGGCUGCGAGCAGAGUGCCAAGAAAGGGGAAGCCCAAUGGGGAUCUGAUCCCAAAGAUGGGGUGACCCCAAGGUCAGGGAGGCUGUCCCCCAGCCUUGAGUACUUAGCCCCUGUGCGCCAGGAGUAAAGAAUAAUAAUAAUAAUAAUUCUAUUUAUCUAAGUUAUGAUGACGGGUCAGGUACAGUGAGCUGGAGAGGGAAAGGGAAUCUUUUUUUUUUUUUUUUUUUGUGCUAAGGGUAUUCUAGACAAAUGCAUCUGUGUAUAGAUAGACAAAUGAUAGUGGAGACCUUCGUAGAUUUCUAUCAUCGAGGUCUCUGAGUUUCUUUUUCAGCGGAGUUUUGGGUUGUUAGGCCUCUUUUAGUUUAUGUGGGUGUCUCUCUGUGAGGCAGUCACUAAGAUCUCAAGCCCCAGCCAGAAGCUGUGAAACUUCAAGUCCUAUGGAGGGGAGGACUGGAAUGUACCCCAGCUCUCUUGACCACAGAGCAGGUUCUUCAACUGACCCUCUUCUCAUACCCUGUGACCUCAUCAGGCUAUUCCCUUGUUGUCAUGGUUAUGGAGAGCUUGCAGCUGCCAUCUUAAACGAGUUCUUUGGAGAGCCCAUCUAACAGGAGGAUUUUGGUUUGGAGGUGCCCCUCCUGAAAAAGUAGGUGGGCAAAGGCUUUCUCUGGGAUCAAAUUCAAAUAAACCAAGUAUUUAUUGAGUGCUUACUAUGUGCAAGGCCUGGUGCCUAGAAGCCAUGAGAAAGAAUUUAUAACAGGACAGAGGUCCCUAAACUAUAAACAUCCACAGUCCCCCAAUCUAGGAGGUUCCACUCCACUCCAGUGACUUUUAAAACCGCUUGUGCCUUUGAAUGCCUUUCCUGAAACUUUUGGAUCUUCCUGUUCUGUCCCCUGCUCCUUCUAGGCCCCAAGACAAAGGGUAAAGCCAGUGGAGUCUGGGAAGGGCAUAUAACACCGUUGAAGGGAUCAUCCCUUUGUGGAAUCUUUCUCUCUCUCUCUCUCUCUCUCUCUCUCUCUCUCUCUCUCUCUUUAAUUUAAUAAAUAAAAGUUCGAUUUGAAA
Messenger RNA from Rattus norvegicus (Norway rat), 3090 nucleotides. It is a transcript of the gene Sp7, whose product is annotated as Sp7 transcription factor. Gene Ontology annotation, biological process: positive regulation of stem cell differentiation; hematopoietic stem cell differentiation; osteoblast differentiation. The record is from RefSeq and is a predicted model, not a curated record. NCBI's taxonomy places the organism in Eukaryota, Metazoa, Chordata, Mammalia, Rodentia, Muridae. Gene Ontology annotation, cellular component: cytoplasm; nucleus.